Budorcas taxicolor (takin) is the source of this 1287-nucleotide messenger RNA. It is a transcript of the gene PRRT1, whose product is annotated as proline rich transmembrane protein 1. NCBI's taxonomy places the organism in Eukaryota, Metazoa, Chordata, Mammalia, Artiodactyla, Bovidae. Bases 1 to 918 code for a protein of 305 amino acids. Gene Ontology annotation, cellular component: membrane. The record is from RefSeq and is a predicted model, not a curated record. The transcript has 4 exons.
AUGUCAUCCGAAAAGUCAGGCCUCCCUGACUCAGUCCCUCACACCUCUCCACCACCCUACAAUGCCCCCCAGCCCCCCGCCGAACCUCCUGCCCCGCCCCCACAGACAGCCCCUUCCUCGCACCAUCACCACCACCACCACUACCACCAGUCCGGCACUGCCACCCUCCCACGCUUAGGGGCAGGGGGCCUGGCUUCUGGGGCCGCCGCUCAGCGCGGUCCCUCGUCCUCCGCCACCUUGCCAAGGCCCCCACACCAUGCCCCGCCUGGCCCGGCCGCUGGGGCGCCCCCACCCGGCUGCGCUACCUUGCCCCGCAUGCCACCCGACCCUUACCUGCAGGAGACUCGCUUCGAGGGCCCACUGCCCCCACCGCCGCCCGCCGCCGCCGCCCCGCCCCCCCCUGCGCCCUCUCAUACUGCCCAGGCCCCAGGCUUCGUGGUGCCCACGCACACAGGAGCGGUAGGCACGCUGCCGCUGGGGGGCUACGUAGCCCCCGGUUACCCUCUACAGCUGCAGCCUUGCACUGCCUACGUCCCGGUCUACCCGGUGGGCACGCCCUAUGCAGGCGCGACCCCGGGGGGAACAGGAGUAACUUCCGCGCUCCCCCCGCCACCCCAGGGCCCAGGGCUGGCCCUGCUGGAGCCAAGGCGCCCGCCCCACGACUACAUGCCCAUCGCGGUGCUGACCACCAUCUGCUGCUUCUGGCCUACAGGCAUCAUUGCCAUCUUCAAGGCAGUGCAGGUGCGCACGGCCUUGGCCCGCGGAGACAUGGUGUCAGCUGAGAUCGCUUCACGCGAGGCCCGGAACUUCUCCUUUAUCUCCUUGGCGGUGGGCAUUGCAGCCAUGGUGCUCUGUACCAUCCUAACCGUAGUCAUCAUCAUAGCAGCGCAGCACCACGAGAACUACUGGGAUCCGUAAGGACAUCCACGGCCCGGCCCCACCCUGCGCCCCUCGACGUCCCAAGCACGUUUUGCCGUCAAGCCGGGGAUCCACAGUGGGCGCCCCGCACACCCGCUUCUGGGGCUACCGGACUUGGUUACAUCCUAAACUAGGCCUCCACGGAAACUCUCGCCUUGCGAGCACGCUCGGAAUCCAGUUCCUCAGGAACCUCGCCAAAACCCACACUAAUAGGGACGCCACUUCCCGGCCGGGCCCUCAGUCGCUCCAGGCCCCCACCCCCUCUAAAUACAGCACCCCCAGCCGAACUCUCUCGGUCACGGCUCCCCAGCCUGAAAACUGGUCCCUAAAGCCCCGCCUCCUCUAUAGAUUCCGCCCCGGCUCUGAUAA